AUGCACACCACAAACGACUUCCCUCCUGUCGAGGUCGACAAUGAGAUCAAGGGAAGACUAGCCUUGAUAACCGGAGCUUCUGGUGGUAUCGGAGCUGCAUGUGCACGACAACUCGCAGCUCAGGGCGUGCAUCUUGCUCUCACUUACUCGUCAAACCUCAAGUCUUGCCAAAGACUAGCCGAUGAGCUCGCGGGCAUUCCCGAGAACAAGGAUCUCAAGAUCACCAUUCACAAAGCAGAUUUGGCAUCGAUCGAAGAGACAACAGCUCUGUGCCCAGACGUCGUUAAGCAACAUGGGCGAGCAAUUGACAUUCUCGUGUCCAACGCUGGAUAUGGUGUCAGAAUCCAGAAUGUGUGGGAGAUUCCUCUGGAAGAAUUCGAGCACACACUCAACGUCAACCUCAGGGCAACAUUCUUGCUUGUAAAGGGUGUUGUCGAAGGCAUGAGAGAUCAGAAGUGGGGUAGAAUCAUUUUCAUCUCCAGUAUUGCAGCUUAUGGUGCUGGUAUCAACGGAUGUCAUUAUGCUGCUUCCAAGGGUGGACUGCAAUCUAUGAUGAAGAACCUCUCAUCUCGCCUCGCACCUUACAAUAUCUCAGUCAACGAUGUCAGCCCUGCAAUGGUAGGAAGCACUGGUCUUUUGCCUUCUGCCGACAGUGUUCCCGGACUUGUCGACAACAUUCCACUUCACCGCCUUUGCGCUCCGGAGGAGGUUGCAAAUGUUGUGUCCAUGUUUGCAAAGACUGGGUUUGCUACUGGUCAAUCUCUUAUCGUUGGCGGUGGUCUACGAUAA
This is a messenger RNA of Aureobasidium namibiae CBS 147.97, 789 nucleotides long. Its product is annotated as NAD(P)-binding protein. Gene Ontology annotation, molecular function: oxidoreductase activity, acting on the CH-OH group of donors, NAD or NADP as acceptor. The transcript is spliced from 4 exons. Bases 1 to 789 code for a protein of 262 amino acids. The record is from RefSeq and is a predicted model, not a curated record. Lineage: Eukaryota; Fungi; Ascomycota; Dothideomycetes; Dothideales; Saccotheciaceae.